Cornus florida is the source of this 2136-nucleotide messenger RNA. Its product is annotated as G-protein coupled receptor 1. NCBI's taxonomy places the organism in Eukaryota, Viridiplantae, Streptophyta, Magnoliopsida, Cornales, Cornaceae. Gene Ontology annotation, biological process: cell surface receptor signaling pathway; adenylate cyclase-activating G protein-coupled receptor signaling pathway. The record is from RefSeq and is a predicted model, not a curated record. Gene Ontology annotation, cellular component: plasma membrane. Gene Ontology annotation, molecular function: G protein-coupled receptor activity. The transcript is spliced from 11 exons. Bases 787 to 1566 code for a protein of 259 amino acids.
UCGCCGGAUUCUGACGGCAGUGAACACCGGAGCUUCGAGCCUGUCGCUCCUCGGUUCUGGCUUCAUAGUCCUUUGCUAUGUACUCUUCAAGGAGCUCCGCAAAUUCUCCUUCAAGCUCGUCUUCUUCCUUGCUCUCUCCGGAUGCGAAAUUGGAAGGAAAGGAAUGUGGAAUCAUUUCCUUAAGUUGAACUAGAAUGACGAAUGAAGGACGGAAAGAUAAUGUUGCCUGAUCUUGUCAUCGUACAAUCACAUAUCAGGAGGAGGAAGUUGUUUGAAUUAGCAUGAAUGUUAUUUUUAAAAAAAAAGAAAAAAAAAAAAGUUGGGGAGGAGAACUCUUCCCUUCCUCCUUUUCACUCACUUUUGGGAGGGAAAAUAUGAUGGACUUGGAGGGAAUGGCCCUUUUUGAACACCCUACCCUUUUUCCUUUCCUUCUUUUCCUUCCCUUCUUUUCCUUCCUCUCGGCUCUCACGCUUCUCCUUACCUGAUAGACCAUUAUGCUGUCCAACAACCACUUGCCCCCAAGCUUAAGUUUUUUUGGGAUGGGUUACUAUCAUUCUUUUUGUAACCCUCUUUUAAUUUAAAAAAUAGUGUCGGAUUUUCCAUAAUAAGUUAAUUAAGUGGGCCUCUUUGUGUUGCUUUUAAUGCUUAUAGGGUAUUCAAGGCAAGUUCGUAAGCAUGGAUUUGAAUUCAUUUUAUGCAAAAAUAAUGUCAUAGAUGUUUCCACUUGGCACAUAGAUAUAGUAAGAAAAGAUUGGAUGGGAAGAAGUUUGCCAUAUUUUCAAGGACAUGCUUUGCAGUUUUUUCAGCAUUGUUGGGGAUCCAUCUAAAGGAUUUUUUUGUGAUACUCGGGGCUAUAGCACACAUUUCUUCUGUGUGGCAUCUUUUCUAUGGACUACUACAAUUGCUUUCACUCUUCAUCGCACAGUUGUGAGACACAAAACAGAUGUUGAAGAUUUGGAGCCCAUGUUUCAUUUGUAUGUUUGGGGAACUUCACUUGUUUUGACAGUCAUACGCUCCAUUGGUAACGACCACAGGCAUUUUGGCGGUUUGGGUGCAUGGUGUUGGUCGCAAACAGGACGCACAGGAAAGGUGGUUCACUUUAUAACAUUUUAUGCACCACUCUGGGGUGCAAUUCUGUUCAACGGUGUCACUUACUUUCAAGUGAUUCGCAUGCUAAACAACGCAACCCGUAUGGCAGUAGGCAUGUCAGACCGUGCAUACCAACCAGAUGCUCGUGCAGACAUGAAGGCUUUAAACCGGUGGGGUUACUACCCACUCAUUUUGAUAGGAUCAUGGGCUUUUGGCACGAUCAACCGCAUUCAUGAUUUUAUUGAACCAGACCACAAAAUCUUAUGGCUUUCCGUUCUUGAUGUUGGAACAGCUGCACUUAUGGGCCUGUUCAACUCAAUAGCAUAUGGACUUAACUCUUCAGUACGGAGAGCAAUUUAUGAAAGAUUGGAUCUGUUACCAGAAAGUUUUCGUAGAUGGUUGCCAACUAAUUUGAAGUACAGAGGUCAAUGGCAAGAGAGUGAACUGGUGUCGUUAAAAAUUCAAGACCAGCAAUAGCAAUUAGGACAUUGUUCUUUAUACUUCACCUGCAAGAGGUUACUCCUAAAUUUCUCAACAUCAGUAAAUUACAAAUUGAGUGAAGGAUUAAAAUUGAAACAGGAGGAAUACAAUUGUCAUUGCUUCAUGCCAGUGUUUCAGAUUCCCUCACUGCCUCACAGCAAGUAAGCCCUUUUGAUUCACAUCAUUCUAGUGGCCUGUUUGGUCCUCUUCUUGGUUCUUUGUUGUAAAAUACCAUUGACUUCAUGUUAGUGAGACUAAUUUGAAUUGUUUCUCUAGAAUAGUUUGUUGAUGGGCUAUUUUGAAUUGAAUCUCUAACAGAAAUUAUAGUUUCGCAAAAGCAAAGGGAACCCAGCGAUGAUCAUGGCGAUGUAAGAAGUACUUUUUUAUUUAGCAAAAGCUGAAAAUCUCCCUUUUUUUGUUUUGGUUAUACAAACUCAUUUAGUGAUUUUAUUUAGUGGUGUAGAUUCAAAUUUUAAUAUUGUCCUGAUUUUUUAGUGUUUUGUUACUUUAUUUUUGAUUCCUUAAUCAUUUGUUAAUAGAAUAAUAUUCAAUUUUUUUUCCCUUUUA